AUGGACCCUCUGAAAGUGGAAAUACCCUUCCACGAGCAUCCUUUGACCCUUGUGAAAAUGGAGUCGGAGUGUAAAUGGUGCAGACUCACAUUUAAAGGUGUAAUUGAUGGCUACCAGUGCGAUGAAUGUAUUUAUGGUUUAUUCCACAAGUCAUGCGCCAAGAAUGCAAACAAUAUCGUCCACCCUUCACAAAAAUGUAGCAACACUCUUUAUCUUACAAUCCAUUUUAUGGGAGUAGAGAGAUGUGCUUUAUGUAGAGGGAAGAUCCAGGGUGGCAUGUUUUAUGUAUGUAACGACUGUGCUUUAGUUCCUAAAAGAAGAUUUCGUUCUUCAUCAUUCCAUUUCUAUUGUGCGAAGUACCCACCACCGAAGGUUAUUGAUGUUCCUCAGCACCAUCACCAUAAACUCGAGCUAGAGAUGACGCAGAGCUGCUUCACAUGUGCUGCUUGCAGAAAGGAUGGUGAUGGAUAUCCCUACAAGUGUUAUGAAUGUGAUUUGACAUUCCAUGUGGAUUGCGAAAGGCAUGGGGCAGAGAUAAGGCACGCUUCCCACUCCUUGCACCCUCUAAAACUCUUCAAAGGUGAACCACCCGCUUAUACUGAUGGAAAAUGUCGUUUGUGUGGAGAAAGGCUUGUCAAUUCUGAAGUCUUUUAUCAUUGUUCCAUUUGUAACUUUAGUCUGGAUCUGCAAUGUGUCCAUCAUCCACCGCCAUUACAUCUUCAAGACCUAAACACCCAUGACCAUAAACUCACCCUCAUGCCAAAAUCCAUCUCUUUCACUUGCACCAUUUGCGGGUUGAAUGGAGAUCGAAGCCCGUAUGUCUGUCUUCCAUGCGAUUUCACUGCCCACAAUGAUUGCUCAGGAUUCCCACUGGUUAUCAACAUCAAUCGUCAUGAUCAUCGCGUUUCUCGCACUUCUCUUCUUGGUGUCGUGAAUGCAGUAUGCGGAGUUUGUCAAAAGAAAAUGGAUUGGAGUUGUGGAGGUUAUUCCUGUACGAGGUGCCCUGGUUCUGUGUAUCAUACCAAAUGCUCUAUAAGAAAAGAUGUAUCUGACGGAAAAGAAAUGAAAGAUGAACCAGAAGAAGAUGAAGCUAUUGAACCAUUCAAGGUGAUUGAUGAAAAUACCAUACAACAUAAUCUCCAUAAAGAACAUAAUCUAAGACUCGACAAGUCUGGUAUCUUUAUUGAGGAGAGAAGUUGUGAGGCAUGCACUUAUCCUAUCUAUCACCUUUCUUUCUACUACUGUGAAAGCUGUAGUUUCAUUCUCCAUGAAAGCUGCGCUAAUCUGCCUAUGCGAAAACGUCAUGUGGUAAGCAAUGAACAGUAUACAUUUAAAGCUAGACAAACUAGGUUUUUUGACUGUGAUGCUUGUGGAAUACUACAUAAUGGUUUUGGUUACUAUGCUGGAAAGAGUGUAUUAGAUGUGCGAUGUGCUUCAGUUAUUGAGCCAUUUGUGCAUCAAAGUCAUCCUCAUCCCUUAUUUUACACAUCACCACGGGGGAUUUGCAGUGCUUGCAACCAAGAGGCACAUCAUGUGCUCAGAUGCGUGGAAGAUGAUUGUGGAUACGUACUAGACUUCAAAUGCGCUCUUUUACCAUAUGAGGUCAAGCAUAGGGUCGAUGAGCACUUUCUCUCUUUAAAGUACGGUGAAAACGCAAGUGGUAAAUAUUGGUGUGAUAUUUGCGAGAAAGAAACAGAUCCAAAAACAUGGUUUUACACCUCUAAGGAUUGUGAGCUUACCCUGCAUACGGAUUGUGUGCUUGGCGGUUCUCCAGGUCUCCUGCCAGGAUACACAGAGUGGGGCUCUUACCAUGAUGGGAUUAGUACAUAUUAUAAGGUUGUUCGUAACAAUAGUAUGUCUCGACCACUUUGCAAUCAAUGCAAGUCUCGUUGCAUAUCUCCUGUCAUCUUGGAAGUAUCGAGCAAAAGUUGCAACCCUGAAGAAUAUUAUUGUGAUGUUAGUUGUUUCGACCUGAAAUAUCCUGAUUGA
Messenger RNA from Eutrema salsugineum, 1989 nucleotides. RefSeq lists its product as uncharacterized. The coding region runs from base 1 to 1989 and encodes 662 amino acids. The transcript has a single exon. NCBI's taxonomy places the organism in Eukaryota, Viridiplantae, Streptophyta, Magnoliopsida, Brassicales, Brassicaceae. The record is from RefSeq and is a predicted model, not a curated record.